AUGAACAGCAGAAGGUGGAAGGAGGAGCUGGUAAGGAUGAUUUUUGAAGAGGAAGAGGCUAAUUUGAUACUGUCUAUACCCAUUAGUCGUGGGAGGGCAAUGGAUAGACUGAUAUGGGAGCCUGAAAAAAAUGGAAAAUACUCUAUAAAGAGUGCUUACCUUAUGGAGCUAAGGGAGAGAGAGAGAAUAAAUGGUGAAUCUUUUGAGGUAGAUAAAGAGGCUGAGUUGUGGAAGCAAUUGUGGAGACUAGAAGUUCCAGGGACUGUUAAUCAAUUUUUAUGGAAGGUUGCUAAUAAUAUCCUUCCCACAAACCUAAAUUUAUGGAAAAAGAGUAUUGUAAAGGAAUCAAAUUGUCCUAUUCGCUUGAUGGAUGUGGAGUCUGUGAUGCAUGCAAUUUGGAAUUGUCCUGCAGCUUCUGAUGUGUGGGCAAAAGAGGGGAGUCCCGUAAAGAAGUGGUGGUCUGGGGAACAAAGUUUCACUCAGUUAUGGACUGAUAUGUAUAGAAAAUUGACAAAAAAUAACAUUGAAAAAAUGGUUAUGAUUAUGAAGAAUAUAUGGUAUAGAAGAAACAAGUUUGUCUUUGAAACUGAAUUUUUAAAUCCUAAACAGGUUGUACAGAUAGCAACUAUAAGCCAAGAGGAAUACUCGUUGGCACUAAAGAAAGGGACUGGUGGAGCAAAAUAG
Juglans microcarpa x Juglans regia is the source of this 684-nucleotide messenger RNA. RefSeq lists its product as uncharacterized. The transcript has a single exon. Lineage: Eukaryota; Viridiplantae; Streptophyta; Magnoliopsida; Fagales; Juglandaceae. The record is from RefSeq and is a predicted model, not a curated record. Bases 1 to 684 code for a protein of 227 amino acids.